Syngnathus acus (greater pipefish) is the source of this 1875-nucleotide messenger RNA. RefSeq names its product arf-GAP with dual PH domain-containing protein 1. The record is from RefSeq and is a predicted model, not a curated record. The transcript has 11 exons. Gene Ontology annotation, cellular component: intracellular membrane-bounded organelle; plasma membrane. Gene Ontology annotation, molecular function: GTPase activator activity; phosphatidylinositol bisphosphate binding. Gene Ontology annotation, biological process: positive regulation of GTPase activity. Bases 131 to 1255 code for a protein of 374 amino acids. Lineage: Eukaryota; Metazoa; Chordata; Actinopteri; Syngnathiformes; Syngnathidae.
AGAGAGAGAGAGAGAGAGAGAGAGAGAGAGAGAGAGCAUCCGGCUGACAGACAGGUGAUGGUCUGCACAUUCUGUUUGCAUUUGCCUCCAGUCGGCGAAUGCGCUUGUAUUGUGCACGAAGACGUUCAUUAUGGAACCGGAGGGGACCAACCGGGUCCUGCAAGACGUACUCACCAGACCAGACAACGAGACGUGCGCGGACUGCGGAAAUCCGGAGCCAGACUGGGCAUCACUGACACUGGGUGUGUUUGUUUGCCAGGCCUGCUCGCUCCUUCAUCGCAGCAUCCCGCACAUCAGCAGGGUCAAGUCCAUUCGGGACACGUGGGAAGCAAGUGAAGUGGAGAUUAUGGCAGAUUUGGGAAACAAUGUCGCUCAGGCUAAAUAUGAGCAGAAUGUUCCCGCGUUCUACUACAGACCAACGCAUACUGACUGCAAGAUGCUAAGAGAGCAAUGGAUCCGGGCCAAGUAUGAGAGGAAUGAAUUUGAGUUCAUAGAGAAGCAAGAACCUUACACAGCAGGAUACCGCGAGGGGUUUCUAUGGAAACGAGGACGAGACAACGGUCAGUUUCUCAGCCGAAAGUUCAUCCUGUCGGAGAGGGAAGGUGCCCUCAAAUACUUCAACAAGCAGGAUGCCCGAGAUCCCAAGGCGAUUAUGAAAAUCGAAACCCUCAAUGCCACCUUCCAACCGGCCAAAAUUGGCAACCCGUGCGGACUGCAAAUCACCUACCUGAAAGACAACAGCACAAGAAACAUCUUUGUUUACCACAGCGACGCUAAGGAAAUGAUCGAUUGGUUCAAUGCAAUCAGAGCAGCCAGGUUCCACUACCUACAAGUGGCCUUCCCUGGAGCAAGUAAUGAAGAGCUGGUGCCAAAAUUGACCCGAAACUUCAUGAAGGAAGGCUUUAUGGAGAAAACAGGUCCAAAGCACACAGAAGGCUUCAAGAAGAGGUGGUUCACUAUGGACGACAGGCGACUGAUGUAUUUUAAAGACCCUUUGGACGCCUACGCCCGCGGCGAAGUGUUCAUCGGCAGUAAAGAGAACAGUUACACCGUUCUGCCUGGCCUACCCUCAACCAUUCAGGGCCAUCACUGGAAUCACGGCAUCACCAUUGUCACACCAGACAGGAAGUUUCUGUUUGCUUGCGAGACUGAGGCCGAGCAACGGGAUUGGAUCGCAGCCUUUCAGAGAGUCAUCAAUCGGCCCAUGAGGCCGCAGGAAUACGCAGUGGAGGCUCAUUUUAAACACAAACCCUGAGGCCUUAAAAAUAAGCAAGACUGAAGCUGGAGUUGGCCUGACCUUGGAUCAGAACGAGUGUGACCAUGGAGGAAAGGUGAUGAGUUAACACAAGACAGGUUGAUAUUAUCGAAAGCUUGAUGUGAGGACAAAGAGUGAACGAUUUGCAGCAAGCUGUGUGAGACAUGUCGACCCACCCCUGGAAUUCUGUCUCGUGAAUGGUUUAACGACUUUGAACUCUGUUAUGAAGUGAUAUUUACACUGAGUAAUAUUGCAUUGUUAAUUUAUUGACUGUAGGCUGUGUGCGGUUCUAAGUGAGUAUGUUUUAAGUGAGUUGGAACCACUGGCAUUGAAACCAUGUUCAACAUAUAUCUGCAAAGUACUGUUGACCACAAAUAUGCAUUAAAAACACACAAACUCUCAGUGACCAGUCGCUUUUAACAUAACUGUGGGAAAGUUCUUUUUAAACAGAUGUUGCCUUUGUUGCUCAUUGUGAAAUUGUUGCUGCUGCUUUGAAGGAUUGUAAUGUGAAGGGACCGUGAUUAUGAGUGUUUUAUUUAUUAGCCUUUUUUAAGACCAGGAUGAUCAUUUAAUUGCAGUAAUUGUUUGUUUUACUAUAAAACCUUACACAUACGAACAUC